Molecule: messenger RNA, 2451 nt
Organism: Rana temporaria (common frog)
Lineage: Eukaryota; Metazoa; Chordata; Amphibia; Anura; Ranidae
Gene: C7H1orf210
Product: chromosome 7 C1orf210 homolog
Exons: 5
Coding region: 200-1216 (338 amino acids)
Molecular function (GO): protein binding
Source: RefSeq, a predicted model, not a curated record
UGCCAGCUUCCUCUCCUCUCUUCCCUCUUGCCACUCAGUCCGGGUUACACUUUAACCAGCUCUUCCACCUUUGUACCCUUCCUGGUGCCAGACUCCACCCCUCACCUUCAGGAAGAGAGGACAGGUAGGAGACGCUGUGCACAGACUGCCCAGCAUGGUGCUCACCUAGGAAAGCCGGGAACAAACAGGUCCAAUCAUCAUGCUGCUCCUGUGCAUUACGCUGCUCCUCCCCGCCACCUCCGCUCACCUCUGCACCUUCACCAGCCAGGUGAGUGCGGACUGCCGUCAUAAAGGCCUCACUGACAUCCCACUUACGCUUCCCGGUGAUCUCCGGCACUUGGACCUCUCCAGUAACGCCAUCCAUCUAUCUCAUCCCUUGUCUACGAGGUUCUCAGAGCUCUUCCACCUCAAUCUCUCCAACAAUCCAUUGCAUGUCCUUCCUUCAGGGGCCUUCAAGAACUUACCACAACUCCAGACCUUGGAUCUAAGCAACUGUGGAAUCUCCGAACUCCCACCUGACUCCUUGCAGGGUCUAAAGAAACUCCAGAGAUUGUUUCUGAGCCACAAUCAUCUAAGGACUGUAGAUGUAGAGAACCUCGGGGAGCUCGUGAAACUGGACCUAACGGACACCUUUAUAACAUCUUUGGGUUUUGGCCAACCCCCAGGAAGAGACUUCCUCUUACAGUUGGACAAUCGAGGAUUCUGUGACUGCUCCUCGGGAACACAUCUUGGAGGAACCCCGGAACAUGUGUCCGGCUUGUUCUGCUCCUGCGAGUCACUGAGAGAGAAGAGGGGUCAUCCUGUACAGAGGGUCAGCCAUGAUUUCCAGGUCCGUAAUCGCUUUAUCCGUGAUGUCACUGAAAAGCCAGACAACGGAACAUCACUAAACAACACUUCUCCUUCACCCCCACCUGUAUCUCAAGGCAGAAGCUGGCCAUAUUUUGUGGGGUUCGUGCUCAUCGCCAUCACUCUGUCUCUUCUAAUAGCCGCUGCCGCCAAGUGCAAGGUUUUCCAUCGAUAUUUCCGCAGCUACCGCCAUCGUCCCUUGCCAGAGAACGAGUGGGCAGCCGAGUCGCAAAGCGAGCUACCGGGCGUCCCCAUCCCCCACCAAGACGACGAAGAUGGCUUCAUAGAGGACAAUUAUAUUCAGCCAGAGGACCAUCAGAAAGAGGAGGAUGAAGAUGAAGUGUCUCAUGAUGACUUCUACAGUAUCUGAGACUUCUUCUGGAUCAAAUCAGGAGCUACUACGACACCUUACCAGAAAUUAAAAGAACUGGUAGACAAUAACGGGCAACCAACUAGCUGUUGGCGAUUGCUUGGAACACCAUGAAGGCCCAGAGGCCUGGACUGGCUACCCGCCACCUCUUUCAUUUGCCAGAGAGAUUGAUUUGAAUGGGACAGACGUUCAUCUGGUGCAACACUCCUUUGGGCUGCUCACCUGUUAUAUUUUAAUAUUAAUAUUUAAUUUUGUGCAGCCUUUACUCCAAACACAUUAAAUGUUUAACUCUGCAUAGCAGGGAAGGGUUGAAGUUCACCUCUGAGACACAAGUAAAACAUGACGUCCCUUCACUGAUAUAUCUAAGUAAGCGACCUGGAUUCAUUGAUGCUUCCUGCCAAGCUGGCCAGGGACACCACCCCUAAAUCUUCAUGAGGGCUCUAGGCCCAAGGUCUACACACGAUGCUUUUCCAAUGGGGCUCCAUGUCUGAGGCUCACCACUUCUAUUAAUGAAGGUCCACACAGGAUGCUUUUCCAGUGGGGCUCCAGGAUCAAGGCCCUCCACCUCAAAUAACGAAGGUCUACACAGGAUGCUUUUCCAGUGGGGCUCCAUGUCUGAGGCCCAACACCUUGAAUAAGAAGUCCCACACAUGGUUCUUUUCCAGUGGUGCUCCAUGUCUGAGGCCCACCACCUCUAUUAAGGAAGGUCCACACAGGAUGCUUUUCCAGUGGGGCUCCAGGUCUGAGGCCCACCACCUUGAAUAAAGAAGUCCCACAUGGUUCUUUUCCAGUGGGGCUCCAUGUCUGAGGCACACCACCUCUAUUAAUGAAGGUCCACACAGGAUGCUUUUCCAGUGGGGCUCCAAGUCUGAGGCCCACCGCCUCGAAUAAAUAGGCCCACACAGUAUGCUUUUCCAGUGGGGCUCCAGGAUCAAGGCCUUCCACCUCAAAUAACGAAGGUCCACAUAGGUUGCUUUUCCAGUGGGGCUCCAUGUCUGAGGACCAACACCUUGAAUAAAGAAGUCCCACACAUGGUUCUUUUCCAGUGGGGCUCCAUGUCUGAGGCCCACCACCUCUAUUAAAGAAGGUCCACACAGAAUGCUUUUCCAGUGGGGCCCCAAGUCUGAGGCCUACCGCCUCGAAUAAAUAGGCCCACACAGGAUGAUUUUCCAGUGGGGUCGCAGUCACGAAAAAAAAUCGCUGAUCGCCACCAUUAGUAGUAAAAAAAAAAAAAA